UCGUUAUCAUCGGCCGACGCGAGAAAAAACCCUAGCCACCAAAUCAUUACCACUCUCUCUUCCUCCUCAAAGAAUCGAUGGCUAAAAAACGAAAGCACGACGCCAAAUCCACCGAGCCAGCGGAAGAGCCGCCGAAGAAGCAGCAACAACAAGAACCGCCAAAAGAAGAGCUCCAAGAAGAGCAAAACGAAGAAGAAGUAGAAGAAGUUGAAGAGGAGGAAGAAGAAGAAUACGAAGAAGUCGAAGAGGAAGAAGAAAACGAAGAUGAAGCUGAUGAAGAAAACAAUCAAAACGCUCAGAUCUCAGCUGGGGAGAUUCAAAACGACGACGAAGAUGAAGAUGAGGAGCCGGUUGAGAAACUUCUUGAACCGUUUGGAAAAGACCAGCUGAUUAAUUUACUUCGGGAAGCAGCGGAUGCUCACCGGGACGUUGCGGAGAAAAUCCGGCAAGUGGCUGACCAAGAUCCAGUUCAUCGGAAGAUUUUUGUUCAUGGGCUUGGAUGGGAUACGAACGCUGAGGCUUUGAUGAGUGCGUUUAAGCCUUAUGGAGAGAUUGAGGAUUGUAAAGCUGUGUGCGAUAAGGUUUCGGGGAAAUCAAAGGGGUAUGGGUUUAUUUUGUUUAAGAGAAGGAGUGGGGCACGGAAGGCGCUGAAGGAACCGCAGAAGAAGAUAGGGAAUAGGAUGACAGCUUGUCAAUUGGCGUCUAUUGGUCCGGUUCCACAGUCGAGUGGUGGCCAGGCUGGGCCUGUUGCUGCGGCAGCGCAAGCGCAGCAGCCAGUUUCGGAGUAUACGCUGAGGAAGAUUUAUGUGAGUAACGUGGCGGCAGAUUUGGAUCCGCAGAAGUUGUAUAGUUACUUUUCGGAGUUUGGAGAGAUCGAGGAAGGACCCUUAGGGCUUGAUAAGGCGACUGGGAAGCCGAAAGGGUUUUGUUUGUUUGUUUAUAAGAGUUCUGAGGGUGCUAAGAAAGCGUUGGAAGAGCCACAUAAGAGUUUUGAAGGACAUAUGUUGCAUUGUCAGAAGGCUAUAGAUGGGCCGAAACCAGGGAAAGCUCAGAAACAACCGCAGCAACAUCAUAAUUUGCAAAGCUCGCAUUACCAGAGGAAUGAUGGUGGUGGUUAUGUUGGUGGUGGCAGUCGCGGUGGUCAUUUAAUGGCGCCGGCUGCUUCUGGAGCUGGGAUUGGGUUUAAUCAGGGUGCUGCUGGUCCUGCCCUGAACCCUGCACUUGGACAGGCACUGACCGCAUUGCUUGCAACUCAGGGUGCUGGAUUGGGGGGGCUGACUAAUUUGCUUGGGACUUUGGGGUCUGCUGCAGCUGUGAAUCAGGGUGGUUUAUCUGGUGCAGGUCAUGGAAUGCAGGGUGCCUAUGGGAACCAGGCGAGCAUAAGUCCGGGAGUGAUGGGAACUUAUGCGAAUCAGGGAGCUAUGCAGGGUGGAUAUCCAAACCAGCAGACGGGACAGGGUGGUUCUGGGAGAGGACAACAUGGGCAAUAUGCUCCUUAUAUGGGUCACUAGGUGCCCCUCAGAUCCCAAAUAGGUGCAUCAGUCUUUUAAGUACUGGCCUGCUGAUUCUUCUGAAGUUUAUGGAGCUUAUGCAAAUGAAGUCUUUAUAAAUAUGACCAAAAGUUACUCUUUGCUGCAAAGGCCAGAAUCUUAAAAUGUCAAAUGAUGUUUAUGUUUUCUCUACUUAUUUUCUCCAUUUCUUGCUCCUUUUCAUUUUUAAAAUAUGUAUUUUGAGAUUCAGUAUUUGGUUUAAAAGCUUUGGGUACAAUUUGACUAAUUUCAAGUUCUGUAUACUCUUUGGAGUCGAUGUUGUUGAACAAAAAUGUCUUUUGAAAUUUCUAUCAUUAGGAAUACAUGUUGCUUGAACUAUUUACUUUUCA
This is a messenger RNA of Populus trichocarpa (black cottonwood), 1879 nucleotides long. RefSeq names its product UBP1-associated protein 2A. The coding region runs from base 78 to 1511 and encodes 477 amino acids. Gene Ontology annotation, molecular function: RNA binding. The transcript has 2 exons. Lineage: Eukaryota; Viridiplantae; Streptophyta; Magnoliopsida; Malpighiales; Salicaceae. The record is from RefSeq and is a predicted model, not a curated record.